Molecule: messenger RNA, 2698 nt
Organism: Oncorhynchus kisutch (coho salmon)
Lineage: Eukaryota; Metazoa; Chordata; Actinopteri; Salmoniformes; Salmonidae
Product: transmembrane protein 106B
Exons: 7
Coding region: 860-1579 (239 amino acids)
Source: RefSeq, a predicted model, not a curated record
GGUUUGCUUAAGUAUUGUACACUAAGGGGAAAUUGACAGGGUUGUGAGCAUUGUGAAAAAGAAUUAACACUUACAGUGGUCAGUCAUAUAAUGCAGCAAAUGGAUGUUGGUAAAAAUCAUUAAUACAAAAACACUUUGAAUCGACCCUAUUUUGGAAUAGUGUAGUCUUAAUGGUUCUUAGGGGUAGGGUCUUACCAAAGGAUACGUGUCUGCUAAAUGACUCAAAUGUACAGUCCUACCAGGUGAUGGUAUCUGAUUUAUUGCCACUUUUGAGUCAACUUUUAGGGUGUCAAAGAGAAACUGAAUUCAAGGACAAUAAGGAUUGUGGUCUUUUUAAUUCAAGUAAGCUUUUCCCACAGUGGAAAACUAUAUGUCAGAAAUUAUGGCAGGUUAAUGGAGGUCAGAAACAGUGCGAUUCCUAAAUGUCUACAUGUACUUGAAACAUUCAUACCUUCCAUAUAUGGGCAGGAUAUUUUCAUAGAGGGUGAAGAAUGAGAACUUUUUGGAGGGGAUAAUGUGCAGAUUGUCUGAACUCUUUCUGUGUUGCACUUAAGAUUUACCUGGAACGUUGAAUUGCAUUGAAUUCUAGGUCGGCAGAAUUUAGCAUUUGAAUCAGGAAAGGUUUAUACUCACGACCUCUACACAAGCCAGAAUGUUGAAUAAAAUUAUAUUUUAAUGUACUUUACCGGCAUGCACACAUGAUAAAAAUACAUGCAUUACUUGCCGAGCUCGUGCACGUGUUUACAUGGUUUUGCUCAUGCUUCAGGUGAAAUCUGAGUGUAAUUAUACUUCCCUGUGGAUAUUGUCUGACAUUCUUUCCACCAAAAGGACCAACCACAAAGACAACCGGUAAAUAGGCAUGGGAGCUGGUUCCAGUCAACCCAGUGAGAAUGAUGAGCAGGCCAUCGUACCCCAGCAGGACAGGAGAAAGACCUCUAACAGGAGACACUCUGAGGAAACACUGGACUGUCCAACCUGCCAGGGCACGGGCCGCAUCCCACGAGGCCAGGAGAGCAAAUUGGUGGCAGUGAUCCCCUGCUCCGAUCAGAGGCUGAAACCACGACACACGAAGUUGUAUGUCACUGUGUCGGUGACGCUGUGCCUGCUGGUCAGCUCGCUGGUCCUUUUCUUCUUGUUUCCUCGCAGUGUCAUCCUCUCACCCGGGGCUGUCAAGUCUGUCUAUGUUUACUUCACCCCGACCACUGUCCAAAUGAACAUCACGAACAUCAUGAAUAUUACCAAUGACAACUUCUUUACAGUUCAGGCCUAUAACUUGACAGUGCAGGCUCUUUUUGAUAAAACUGUUGUGGGCAAGGCUGAUAUGAAAAAUGUCACCACCGUCAAACCACUCACGGACAAAACGUUUGCCUUUGAGAUUCCUGUCACGCUAGUGGAGGAGGGUCUGAACAAUUACUGCAAGAAAUCUACGAUCAAGAUCCACACGUUAUUUGUCCAUCUUCAGAUGUCAAUGACUGUUUACUACCUGGCCCACUUUGAGCAGCUUUCCCUGGACACGUUUGAAUACAUCGACUGUGGGUCUAACACCACAACACCCCACCUCAUCAACCCUACACCCUGAGAACAAGGGUAGGAUGACAAGGGUGAGGGGAAGACUGAGGAGCAGGCCAUGAGGUGAACUGUGGAGAACAACUGUGUGACAGUGUGGUCAAAAACCAUAUGGUUUUUCUUCCAAAAUCCAAAUGUUAUGGGGAAGAAAGAAACAACAAAAAUGUGGAGCUUGAAAUUCAAAUUAAAGCUCUAAAAUGUUCUGUUUGUCUUUUUUAUGCACCUCUGUAGAGCUUUAUAAGUAGGGUCAUUGAGGUGGUUGGAGGCUCUGCACUGUGAAAAUGAUUUUUUUGCCACUUUAUUCUACUGAAAGAGUUACUCUGAAAUUGAAAGACUACAAAUUUGCACAAAUUUAAUUCAGAUGUUAUAUUUGUGCAUAAUUUCCUAUAAAACAGAUUGUCGGUCCACUUCUACAAACAAGUAAAUUACUUUUGUAUGUGUUUUAAUUGGUUAAAGUAGAUAAAACCAUAGUUGUAUGCAUAACGUUAAGAAUACUUCCAUGUAGCAUUGAUCACAGAACUUUUCUAUGGAAUCACAUGGGAAUUACAGUUCUCUGUCUUUGACUACUGACCACACAUGUGAUUUCUAUGUUAAACCAUCAUCUCUAAUUGUAUACUAAUUCUAACAAGAUCUGGAUAUUAAUUCACCUAUUGUUUUUCUGUGUCACUGAAAUUAGAUUAUUAGUGAGGGAAAAAAGGUUAAAUCGUUUGGAAUCCACAUAGACUAGUAGUGUCACCACAGGUAUUUUUGGAAUGGGGAAACUAACUAAUUUACUCCCUUCUUGCACUACAGCAAAAUCAUGGCAAUGUUUCUUAUGCUCUGUUCAAAUACUCUUAAUAUUUACUUCCUCUAUUAUUUAUGUUAAGGGUUUUAGUACAUUGUUUCCACCUUUGUCAGAUUAGUGAAAAACAUAUGCAUUUUAAAGGAUUCAAUAAUGAAAUCACAAAGCCUGAGAAGUUCCUUGUUUGGUCACAUAAUUAAAGGAUGUUGUAUAUUUAAAUGGCCGCUAAGUGGUGCUAAAGUAACAUAAGUUUCCUUGAUGACAGUUGGGUCCAGUCCAUAUGGGUCGUCUUCACCACUGCUGGGAGUACUGUAUGGACUGUAAUGUCGAGAAAUAAAAACACUCCUAUAA